This is a messenger RNA of Apus apus (common swift), 1908 nucleotides long. Its product is annotated as tumor necrosis factor receptor superfamily member 26-like. The transcript has 10 exons. Gene Ontology annotation, molecular function: protein binding; transmembrane signaling receptor activity. Gene Ontology annotation, cellular component: cell surface; plasma membrane. Bases 228 to 1463 code for a protein of 411 amino acids. The record is from RefSeq and is a predicted model, not a curated record. Gene Ontology annotation, biological process: immune response; apoptotic process; positive regulation of apoptotic process. Lineage: Eukaryota; Metazoa; Chordata; Aves; Apodiformes; Apodidae.
GGCAGCUCCUAAGGCACGACGCGCUGUUCCUCGACUCCGGCGGGGCAGCAGCGUGCCCGGGACACACCAUCCCUGCUCUGCCCGCUUCUCCCCGCCGAGGGCUGCGGGGCCCCGGCGCGGCGGGGGCGGGGGCGGCCUCGGCCCGCCCCGGGGGCGGAUAAAGCGGCGGGAACGGCCCCACCGCGGCAGGUGCCGGGGGAGCGGAGCGCGCCCAGUUGGGGAUCGCCAUGAGGGCCCCGCGGGCGGGACUGGUGCUGCUGGUUUCACUGCUGAUAAUGCCCGGAAUGGGAGCAGAGGACUGCCCGGAGGGAGAGUACUUCAGCGGAGGUCACUGCUGCGUACUUUGUCCAGCAGGUACUUACGUUGCUGCCCACUGCAGUACUCCGCAUUCACGAGGAAGAUGUGAGAAUUGCACUGCAGGAGAGAGUUACACUGCCCACGCGAAUGGCUUGGAAGAAUGCUUAACCUGCAGACAGUGCAAAGAUGAUCAGAUAACUUUGACAACCUGUACUCUGACACGUGAUACUGAAUGCCAAUGCAAACAAGGGUAUUUCUGCCCUACUGAGGGCUGUGAAAUAUGUCACAGAAGGAGUACAACGUAUCCGGAAGGGAAAGACACUGUGCAGAACUGCAAUGCUACCACAGAUGUAGGAUGUGACUCACCUGGUCAAGGAAGCUUAGCUCCUUUCAUUGUUGUUCUGAUUAUCUUGGGUGGUUUUGCUGCAUUGCUGCUCUUUCUAAUUAGAAAGCUGAAGAGUAGAAAAGCUGCUUCAACUGAUAAAGAUGUGGAGAAAGGUCUGGAGUCAGAGGGCAGUACUGAAAGCCUCAUUUUACCAGGACAGACACCUGCAAAUACCACAAUCAACCUAGAGGAUGAGAAGUCUCGUGAGAGCCCAGAGGGCCAAGCCCAAACCAAUGAUAACUUGGAAGUAAAAAACACAUCACCAGAGGAAAACAGUGUUCAGCUUUCUGAGCUGGGCACCACCUCACAUUGCAGCUGGGGGUGCCACAUGGAAAGGUGCUGGAGGAAGAUCACCAAGCCUUCACCAGCAGCAAAAACUGGACAGAAUCCUGCUUUUCAUCAGAAUGCCCCACCUAAGGUACCAAAGGCUAGGAUGCCAGCAAAGCAUAGGGCACGACGCACACACUGUCGAAUAAAAGUUAAAGAUCUCUCUCAAAGAGAGCUGAGAGAUACCUUUCAGGUCAUUAUAAAUGAAGUACCACCCAAAAAGUGGAAGCUCCUUAUGAGAACUCAUCUGCAGGAAAAUGAUAUUAGUAAAAUUAUUUAUGACUUUCCUAAUGAUAGAGAAGAGCAAUGUUACCAGAUGCUUCUCACCUGGAAAAACACACUGGGAGAAAAACAGGCUAUUAUUAAAUUACUACAUGAGAUAAGGUAUCUAGAUAUCAAGGCUUAUGAUAAUGUAUUGAACACUUUAAAAAGUAAUAACAUUAUAACUAAAUAAGAAGCUAAAGAUUAAUGUUUAUCAUGAACUUUAAAAAUGCUCCUGUGUACAUAUAUAUGUCUACAAACUUCCUGUAAAUGAGGAUGUCAGCACACUGCUAGGAGAAGCGAUGGCGGGGACUUGAUAUCCUCCUCACCUUCAUGCAGGGAGUGAUUUAACACCAUUGGUGUUAGCACAGAAUCCGGUUGUGACUUUCACUAAGGUCUUUUGAGUUGUCUGAUACGGAACGCGGGCGCCGGAUGCCGGCUCGAGGAGCUCCAGCUCACCUUCCCUUGGGGUGGCAGGACCGUGCUGUUCCAACCCGGGGGGCACACGCGAAGAAGCAGCUGCUCUUUCUGAGAGGAUUGCAGUGCUUUGCUUCCUGAAAGGAUUGUGUUUUGUUUUUUGUAUUAUGCCGGGAAUUGUUAUGUUUGAAGCACGGUAAUAAAAGCCUGGUUGAGCCAGA